Molecule: messenger RNA, 960 nt
Organism: Heteronotia binoei (common prickly gecko)
Lineage: Eukaryota; Metazoa; Chordata; Lepidosauria; Squamata; Gekkonidae
Gene: PTPN20
Product: protein tyrosine phosphatase non-receptor type 20
Exons: 6
Coding region: 1-960 (319 amino acids)
Biological process (GO): protein dephosphorylation
Molecular function (GO): nucleic acid binding; protein tyrosine phosphatase activity
Source: RefSeq, a predicted model, not a curated record
AUGGAGCAAAGGCUCAGCUCCGCCUACCACCCACAGACGGACGGACAGAUGGAACGCACCAACGUGGCACUUGAGCAGUUCUUACGUUGCUAUACGUCCUUCCAGCAGGACAAUAGGGUGUCACUGUUGCCCUUUGAAGAGUAUGCCUAUAACAACAAUGUGCAUAGCGUCACCAAAGACUUGGAACACAUCAAGCCAACGGAUGAUUGCCUGACAGGCAAAGCGCCAGAGAACCGGGAGAAGAACAGAUACCGCGAUAUCCUGCCAUACGACGAGACACGAGUUCCCAUCGGGGAGCUGAAGGGGUACAUCAACGCGAGCUAUAUCCAUGCGCAAGUGGGCAAAGAGGAGCUCUUCUACAUCAGCACCCAGGCCCCUCUGCCAUGCACCAUGAACGACUUCUGGCAAAUGGUUUGGGAAAACCACGCCAACGUGAUCGCCAUGAUUACAAGGGAAAUGGAACGUGGUACAUCCAAAUGCCACCGGUACUGGCCUGAGCCGCCCGACAUCUCUCUGGAUUUGCUGAAGUUUCAUCUGCGGCUGGAUAACUAUCAGAUCCUAGAUUGUUUUGUCAUUCGAAUAAUAGAAAUUACAAACAAAAGGACGCAGGAGAAGCGCCUGGUGCGGCACCUCCAGUUCACCUCCUGGCCUGACCACGGCACUCCCCGGUCGUCAGAGCACCUCAUCAUGUUCAUCCGCUUCAUGCGGAAAUCCCAGAAGACGGGCCCCAUCGUCGCCCACUGCAGCGCUGGGAUCGGCAGGAGCGGGGUGCUGCUCUGCGUCGACAUCGUCCUGACCCACAUCAGAAACGAUAUGCCUUUUGACAUCAAGAAGAUAGUGAGAGAUUUGAGACUUCAGCGCUUUGGCAUGAUUCAAACCAAGGAGCAGUACAUGUUUUGCUACGAACUGGCGCUCCAAGUCCUGAAGACCCUCCACAACAUGAAUACCCAGCUGCUGUAA